Messenger RNA from Sceloporus undulatus (fence lizard), 300 nucleotides. RefSeq names its product auswaprin-a-like. The record is from RefSeq and is a predicted model, not a curated record. Gene Ontology annotation, molecular function: peptidase inhibitor activity. The transcript is spliced from 3 exons. Gene Ontology annotation, cellular component: extracellular region. The coding region runs from base 1 to 300 and encodes 99 amino acids. Lineage: Eukaryota; Metazoa; Chordata; Lepidosauria; Squamata; Phrynosomatidae.
AUGAAACCCUCUGGCAUCCUCAUCCGCCUCCUUGUGGGUCUCUUGGCUUUCUGUGCCAUCAUGGCCAUGGCUUCUUUCAAGGAGAGACCAGGGAUGUGCCCAAUGCCUCCUCCAGAUAAAGUGACACCCUGCAUUGCCAGCUGUGCUGAGGAUUCUGUAUGCCUUUGGCCCGAGAAGUGUUGCAGUUGGGGAUGUAGGAAAAGCUGCCUGACUCCUGUCUACGGACUUUUGGCAUCUCAGGACUGGUCCUGCAAAGACUUUGGUGAUAGCAAACCAGCAGUCAGAAGUCCCAUCCUGUAA